AUGUUAGACUAUAAUAUUAUUACUUGUACGAAUAAACCUACCGAAGACGACGAUGGUAAUUUCCAAGGUUGGUUAUUAACAAUAUUGUCUGGAGUUGCCUGUUGUAUUGGUGGUAGCCCUCUUAUUUAUAAGAAUGAAGAAAUUGAUAAUGAUGAUGAAAUAUUACACGAAGGUUCUCCACUAUUAAAAAACAAAAAUAUUACAUAUUAUGCCAAUGCAAAGGAUUGUAAUGAUAUUAAACAUUUAAAAAAUAGUGAUGAUGAAAAAGAAAAAUCUCAAUUAAUGCAUAUAGGUAUUCAAACAGCCUUAGCUAUAUCCAUACAUAAAUUUCCAGAGGGUCUUGUAACGUUUAUAACAUCAAAAGUAUCACCAACCAUUGGUUUUACAUUAUUUUUUGCCAUCGCUUUACAUAACAUUUCCGAGGGUUUCACCAUAGCCUUGCCACUAUAUAUGGCAACACGCUCACGGAUUAAAAGUUUUUUAUAUGCAUCUUUGUUGGGUGGAUUAAGUCAACCUUUAGGUGCAUUAAUUGGAUAUUUAUUUUUAAAAGAAUCCCAGCUUAGAUGUUGGGAUCAUAACUUUGUUUAUGGUACUUUGUUUGCUGCUGUUAGCGGGUUAAUGAGUGUUAUUUGCGUACAGGGUUUAUUACCACAAGCAAUAAAAAAUGACACUUCAAAUGGCCAUACUGUAACCAUAUUCUUUUUUAUUGGUGUAUUAAUUAUGGGAAUAAGUUCUGCUUUAUUUGAUCAUGCAAAGUAUGUUCCUGAGUGA
Entrophospora candida is the source of this 771-nucleotide messenger RNA. Lineage: Eukaryota; Fungi; Glomeromycota; Glomeromycetes; Entrophosporales; Entrophosporaceae. The record is from the annotation of a GenBank genome assembly.